GCAUGUGUCAGAUGUCACUCCAUAAGGCUGGAGGAACUUCCCUCUUCAGAGACAAAACGCUCUGAUCUCUGAUCUGUCCACAGACGUCUCCCCGCCCAGUGGCGUCCCGGAGGCCUUCGUCAUGAACGCAGACGACUCGUCCUUUCCUGUGAAGGUCCAGGGGGCGGGCCUGGAGAUGUUUGAGAUGCAGGUGCACGGUUUCUGGCAGGUUCAGGACACGGUCAUGGCCCUCACGGCCCGGGAGGAGGUGUGUCCACGCUCCAGCUUCUCAUUGGCUCUCGCCGGUGCACCCCUGGACCCCCUGGUGGAUCUGAAGAGCCUGAGGGGUCUCAGGCCAGGAUCCGUCCUCCGCCUGGUUGAAGAGCCCUAUUCCCCCCACUCCGCCAGGGCCCACCUGGGCCGCGUGCUGGAGCUGCUCAGGACCUCGGGACCCCAAGACGCCCUGAAGGAAGGGCGGUCCCCCAGCGUCCUGGAGACGCUCACAAACAGCCCAGGUGCCGCCAAAGACGGGGGCUCUCCCACCGGCCGCAGCCUGAAGCGCUCCCUCAGCGUUCCAAAGGCAGAGGCAGGGGUCCAGGAUGGAACGCCCCCGGAAUACCUGCUCCCGGGGUCCCUGGAGAGGCCCCUCAUGGCCCUGCUGCCGCACAGCUCCCAGACAGAGGGCUCCAUCUAUCUCAGGGACUUAUCCCUCAGCUGUUGGAAUCCACCGCCCGGCCACAGGAAGCUGCAGGGGGACUUCCUGUACGUUACCGUGGUGACCCUUGAAGGAAGCCGCUAUGACGUCACGUCGUGUCCAAAAGGAUUCUAUGUCAAUAGGUCCACAGAAGAGGUGUUCGACCCGCGUCCCGUUCAGGCGUCUCCGCUCUGCCACUGUUUCACCGACCUGCUCUGUCACCUCAGCCCGGCCUUCAAACAAGCCCUCUCCACCGCCAAGACCAGGGCUCAGCUGCCCCCCGCGGAGGUGCUCCCCACCCCCUACCGCACCGUGUGCUGGCUGGGGCCCGCGGCCAUCUCCCGGACCCAGAGGAACACCUUCAGCCGGCUGGGGCUGGACCAGCAGGCGGCCGCACAGGCUCCAGACUGGAAUGAAGAGCUGCAGGCCGCCAGAGACCUCCCCCAGGGGACCCUGGAGGAGAGACUGUGGAGAGACCGGACCCUGCUGCAGGUGAACAGUGCCUUCGUGCUGGCCGCGGCCCAGGGUGCAGAGACGCUGGUGGACGGCUUCGCGGAGACGGUCAGCGCGGGCGGAGAGGAGCCGGGCUUCCUCUGGGGGGGGGUCUUCAUGAGCCAGGGCUCGUCCAGCGCCGGGGGGGAGCGGGGCCGCAGGGCUGCCCAGCGGUUGGAGCUGAGCGGGGUCCAGGCGUACAGCGACCUGGGGGAUCUGCAGGCCCUCCACACGCUGCCCACCGCCACCGUGGACUACCGGGGGGUGCGUCUGUCCGCCCAGGGCCUGGCCCCCGGGUCGGACGGCCCCGAGCCGGAGGCGGACCCGGAGGCGGACCCGGAGGCUCCGGCCCCGCCCCCCUCGAGGGGUCUGAUGUACGGGCUGAACGCGGGCCCCCAGGAGUCCCCCAGACGCAGGCAGCUGCUGGUGCUGCUGGCCCAGUCGGCCAAGGCCCUGUCCCUGCAGAGGCACGCGGUGCUGGGCCCCGCGGGGUACCAGGUGCCCCUCUUCACCUCGGUGGACGCCCAGGGCCUGCUGGGCGGCGACGGCCGCUUCUACCUGCUGGACCUCGUCCGCACCAUGCCCGCCGACGCCAACUUCUGCCCCGAGGUGGAGGCGGCGGAGCGCGCCCUGACCGCAGGGGGGCAGGAGGAGGCGAAGGAGGAGGCGAAGGAGGAGGAGAGGCCCAAGUGUUCAGAAGCAGGAGGAGACCGGUGGCCGGAGAGCUACCACUCGGACACGGGGCUACCCCGGAGGUAUCCUCACGGCCUGUGCAGGCUGAGACGGGAGCUGUGGCACGCCUUCGUCCAACACAAGCACACGCAGUUCAACCAGCGGGUCAGAGAACUGAUGGAAGAGGACGGGGGCUUUGAAGAGUGUGCAAAACCAGGCGACGCCCGCGCUACCAAAGCAGUGAGGGCGGCGUGUGAGGAGGUCGGCUCCGUCAGCAACCUCAUCUUCGAGAUGCGCUUCAACCCCAACGUGUUCUGUUCAGGCGUGUCCUUCCCCGGCGGUGACAGCGCGGCCACCCGGCUCCAGGAGAGGCUGUUGAGGGAGGCCGCCGCCUUCAUCAUCAAGCAGCAGAUUCCUGACUUUGUGGACUACUGCCUCCAGGGCGUCGAGGUUCCCAUGGACAGCGCCACCCUGAAACAGGCCCUGCACCACAGCGGCAUCAACCUCCGCUACCUGGGUCAUGUCAUCAAAGCCAUCAGCCAAUCAGAGCACAAGGAACGCCUGAGGCACAUACUGCGGGUGGCCCUGGCCGAGGUGGUGGUGCGCUCCGCCAGGAGGGUGUUCAACAGCUUCGUCCAGAGCGUGGAGGUCUGGAGCCUAUCAGCCGCCGUCAGCCACUUCCUCUGCUGCCUAUUGGUUCCCCAAUUCACGCCCGCCCCCGCGGGGGAGGAGCCUAAGAAGAAGUCCAAGCGCCGCGGCGGCCGUGGGGGCGCCGGGGCGUCGGAAACCCCGGCGUGGAGCGCCCCCGCGGGGGCGGCGCUGACCGGCCCGGCGCUGUGGAACCUGGUCCGCCAGGACGCCCUGGAGACCUAUGACAUCACGGCCCACCUGGGGACCAGCGUGAGCCACGUGGUGGAGCAGAACGGCCUGCAGCGGCUGUCCCUGCUCAGGGAGUUCUGCCUGAAGACUGGAGUGCAGUUGAGGCUCAGAGACUACUGCCUGGACAACCAAAGCAAGGCUCCCAUUGGACCGGACGACGUGCUGAACAUCUUCCCAUUGGUCAAGCACGUCCACAUGCCCGUUGCCGACGCCUUCAAAGCCUUCCGGGCGGCCCAGACCUUCAUAGAGAAAGGUUUGCUGGACCAAGCCCAGGAGUGUCUGAAGGAGACGUCCUACCUGUUUGGUCGUGUGUGUGAUGAGCUUCACCCAGAGGCCUGCCACUGCCUCAGCACGCUGGCCAGAGUCACCUUCCUGCAGGGCAAGACAGCAGAGGCCCGCAGUGCCCAGCUGAAGGCUGUGAUGCUCAGCGAGAGGGUCCUGGGCUUCGACCACCCCAGCACCAUCCAGCAAUACGCUCUGCUGGCGGUCUACCUCGGGGCCGGCGGGGAGAAGGCCCUGGCCCAGAAGUGCCUCCUGAGGGCGCGCCACUUAGUGCUGACCGUCCACGGGGAGGACCAUCCCUACGUCGCCACGCUGGACGGCUGUCUCGGGUUGCUGCUGACCGGGGAGGCCGCAGGGCAGUACCUGGAGAGCGCUCUGAAACUCAACAUGUCCUUCUUCGGCCCCACCGACACCCACACAGCGUUCAGUCAGCACCUGCUGUCCCAGUGGCUGUGCAGUAAAGGGGACUACCGCUCCGCCAUGAGCCACGAGAAGGAGGCCCAGGCGGCAUACUCUGCCAUGUUCGGCGAGGACCACAAACAGACCAAGUGCAGUGCAGAGUUCCUCCGCACCAUUACCCAGCAGGCCGUGCGGGUGGAGCGCAGCCGAAGGGAGGCGCCCGACGUGACGGAGCCGGCGGUGGCGGAGGGCCUGAAGCCGUCCUCAGAGACCGUUGUGGAACAGCUGGCGCUACUCACGGGGAUCAGGAAGAACGCACAGAGCAAUAGGCUCCAGGAAUUCAAGAAGAGGUUCUGGGAGAUGAAGCUGGCGGAGGCCACAGAGAAGGUGAAGGUCAUCAACGAGAGACUGAUCAGCGCCAAGACCAAGAGGGAAGGAGAGAGCACGCCUGCAGGGGCGGCAGGAGCAGAAGAAGAGGAGACUCCUGCAGGGGCGGCAGGAGCAGCAGCAGGAGGAGAAGGAGCAGCCGGAGCAGCUGUGUGCCUGGAGAACGGGGACGGUGGAGCAGAACGUCCCGAGGAGGCUCUGCCCAGUGGGGGCCAGGAGAUCCGGCCCGCGGAGGAACCCUCGGAGGAGAACCGUCCCAGUGCGGCCGUCAACGGUCUACCAGAGGAGCGCUCUGCACCGGGGGAACCAGAGCAGCAGGAGACGGAGAGGGAGGAGGUGGAGCUCCACGCAACCAUGAACGGAGGUCCAGACGUCGAGGGCGACGACACCCACCACAAAGAAACGGAGACGGGGGAGACGGUUGGUCCAUCCGAGGGGAUGGUGAACGGAGGAGAGGAGGUGACGAAGGCAGGCUCACACGAGGAGACCAACGGUGUGAAUGGAGUCCACGACGACGACGAAGACGAAGACGACACCGACCUAUCAGGGCUCGAGAAGAAGAAAGAGCACUUGGUAGAGGUCAACGCAAAGUCCACCAAAGCCAACGAAGCGGUCGUCAACGCCGUCAUCGUCGUCAACGGAGGGGCGGGGAACGGCGUGGUGGUGAACGGCGCCCCCGAAGAGUGAAGGGCCCCCCCGGGAGCCCGUUGUGUUAAAGCUUUUACUAAUGUCUUGGGGUGGAAUCAAAGGUAUCUUCAGCUGGUACAGAAACGUGGAGAUGAGUGUUUUGUACCCAACUGCUCGAUGAAGAGGGGACGGAACCGGUUACAUGGGGAGGGGGACUUACUUCUUAGGGAAACUUUUUUCUUCCGAUAAUAAAACAUUCUGCUGUUAAAUAAAGAUUUUAAAAGAGACGGUACUCUGGGUGCUUCUUUCAAACAUGGCCCUGAC
Molecule: messenger RNA, 4735 nt
Organism: Gadus chalcogrammus (walleye pollock)
Lineage: Eukaryota; Metazoa; Chordata; Actinopteri; Gadiformes; Gadidae
Product: clustered mitochondria protein homolog
Exons: 28
Coding region: 122-4471 (1449 amino acids)
Biological process (GO): intracellular distribution of mitochondria
Cellular component (GO): cytoplasm
Molecular function (GO): mRNA binding; protein binding
Source: RefSeq, a predicted model, not a curated record